Triticum dicoccoides is the source of this 3007-nucleotide messenger RNA. RefSeq lists its product as uncharacterized. Bases 1286 to 2923 code for a protein of 545 amino acids. The record is from RefSeq and is a predicted model, not a curated record. The transcript is spliced from 2 exons. NCBI's taxonomy places the organism in Eukaryota, Viridiplantae, Streptophyta, Magnoliopsida, Poales, Poaceae.
UCAUCCCCAUCCUCGUUCUGCUCAGCCAUGGCCGAGGAGACCGCGGCUGCUCCGCUGAGCCUCCUGUCCGCCUCCGCCGCGACCAGCGGCGCCAUGUAUCUUCCCCGUUGCCCUUCUGCUCGUGCGGAGCUUCUCGUCGCCGAUGGCAGUCGUCCUCCACGCACGGCGCCUAGCUAGGCCGACCACGAGCACACAGUUCAAGCGCCUCGGAGAUCGCCGCGGACUCCACCGGAGCGCCGGGGCGUCGUUGCCCGCGGACAGCUCCACCAUGCCCGCCGCUCUGCUAUGUGAGUUCUUCCGAGUUCCCUUUGUUGAAUUCGAACAAAUUUUAACCUCCGGAUAUGGUCGAAUUUGUGCAUUUUAAGGCUGUUAUUUUGAACCUGGUGCUAAUUAAGCUCGGUCUAGCCUCCUGUAACAUGGCCUGAGAUUAGAGUAUUGUUGGUCCACCCGACUGAGUGCACCUUGGACACUAGCUACCAUCCAUGGUCUCAAGUCAAUUAUAGUACCGCACAAUGGUGUGGUGUCCAGAUGCAGGCACAUGCUUGAGACUAUAUUUAUGCACCUCAUCUCAUGUAUAGUGGAUCAUCCUUCAAAUUAUGUGCAUCCAGCGUGUAUACCCUCACAUGCGACUCCUCGCUGUUAUCAGUGUUCUUAAUUUCUUGUUUCUUUGGAUACUUGUUGAGAGUGGACAGCAAGCUAGUUGGCAUCCCUUGUUGGCUAGCUCCUGUAACAUGGAAAUGGAUAGCAUAUUCGUCCAACAUUCUACUACUACAACUCAGUUGAUCUGAACUCACUAGCUAGCAGUGUCAUACUCUUCAGUCCAGGUGUUCGCUUCCUUCAGAGUUGGGAGUUGUUGUGUUGCAGGAUCAAGCUCGCAACAAUGGCUGGAGGGGCGUUGGGCUUCUGGAAUGACUGGGCGUCCUAGAUCGGAGUUCUCUUGAGCCUCUUCUUCCAGGUCUUGCUCCAUAUCUUUGCCAACAUCCGUCGGUGUAAAGACGACUCAUAUUGGCUGAGGUUCCACCUCUGGGUGGCGUACCAGCUGUCUGACUCCACUGCGACAUACGCCGCCGGCCAGCUCCUCUUCAGAGGCGCAACAAAAGACCACCACCUCAUUGCCUUCUGGGUGCCGUUCCUCCUGCUACAUCUCGGAGGCCCGGAUAACAUCACCUCCUACGCCCUCGAGGAUAGCAAGCUCUGGGGGCGCCACUUGCUAAGCCUUCUGGUGCAGGUCCUGGGAGCUGGAUAUGUCCUUUACAGGCAUAUCAUCGGCAGCGGGACCUUGCUCAUGGUGGCUGUCUUCUUGAUAUCUGUUGUUGGUGUUGUAAAGUAUGCGGAGAGGACAUGGGCGCUCCGGUCCGCCAAGUUCAGCAACCUCCAGAGCUCUCUCAUGGUACGGACACAUGACAUGCAUCACCAGCAAUUUUAUACUGAGCAUCAAGACUGGUACAAUGAUGGCGACCCAGUCCUGCAGCAUGCUCACUCCCUGUUUCAUAUCUGCAAGCGUGGGAUAGUUGAUUGCGUGAUCGCAGUGGAUGACUCAGAUAGCGAGAAUGAGGUGGAUUCUCAGUACAUCAAAAUAAUCCAGGGCCUUUUGAAAGACCGUGAACAAAUGUGGAGGGUGAUGGAGAUGGAGCUCUCCCUCAUGUAUGAUAUCCUGUACACUAAGGCAAGUGCGGUCCACUGUUGGUUUGGCUACUGCAUCCGUGUCAUCGCACCACUUGCCAUUGCCACCUCUCUCGUGUUGUUCCAGUUGAGAAGCAAAGAUGAUUACAGCCUAGUCGAUGUUGUCAUCACGUACAUCUUGUUGGGUGGCGCCUUGGUCCUGGAGACGAAAUCGCUCCUUGUCGCACUAGGGUCAAGCUGGGUGUUUGCCUUCUUGUGUGCCACACAAUGGGAUUGGCUCCGGCAUUCUGCUCUGUGCGCUGGAAGAUGGCAGCAGCUUCGGCACACACUUUUUUCUCUCCGCCGGUCCUGGCCUGGCAAGAUGAUCAUGACAGCAAGUUCGAGGAGGUGGUCAGGCACCAUGGGGCAGCGCAACAUGUUAAGGUCUUGUGCCAGACAUGCGGAUCCGACGAGUCAACACCUCAGCAAUCUGUCCAAGAUGCUGAGCCUUGGUAAGUGGUGGGACAGGAGGUACUUGUGGACCAUCGAUGUCUCCGAGAAGGUCAAGAAGUGUGCACAGAGUGUCACAUCAAAAGAUAUGAACACAAUGGGCUUGCUCAGGACUAGAUGGGGUGAACGGGCACUGAAUGAGGAGGACUACCCUGGGCUGUUGAAGGAGUUGGAGGGUUAUCAUGGAGUUGACUUCCAUGAGAGUGUCAUCAGCUGGCACAUCGCCACCGACUUGAUCCUUGCUAAAAUAGACCGAAGGGGUGAUCAUGUGUCUGACAACCAUGUGGAGCUAGUCAGCGUAAUGUCCAACUACAUGAUGUUCCUCCUCAUGGACUCCCCCGACAUGCUACCAGGCCUUCCCCAAAACUGGUUGUAUGAGCAAACCUGCAUACAACUGAAGAAGAUAUGCACUAAACACAUUGGUGGCUCACCUGGUAAGAGCUUCUGGACUGUGCUCAAGAACUUGUUCCGACCACACCAUCACCGUGGCUGGAAACCUUCUGAGCUUGAGAAGGAGAUCGCCAUUGACAUACUGAGCGAGUUUGAACUCUCCAACGUCAGCAAUCCUCGGCUCACUUAUGCGCGCGUUAUUGCUGACAAACUGCUUCAUAGGAAGGAAGAUGUGGUUUUUGCGCUACUAUUGCUGUGGGUAGACUUCCUGUCCUACGCAGCCAACCGGUGCAACAGGGAGGCGCAUGCGAGGAAUCUCGGCAGUGGCAGUGAGUUGCUGACCGUCAUGUGGCUUUAUCUAGAACACCUCCACCAAGUAAAAGAAAGAAAUUACAGAUCCUUGUAUAAUUCACUGUACUAAUGAAUGUGCAGAAAUAUCUUCACUUUCUGUAUUUUGUAAACUUAUCUUUCUUCAGUUCAGUUCAGUACGCUUUGUUCUCGCUCA